CAGUCUACGAGUCGGAUCAAGAUCAACAUUAAGGCUGUAGAUAUGGCAGAGGAGGAGGUGAGCUAUGCUUCAGUGGCCAUCAAAAGUAAGAAGCAGCUCCAAUCAGAAGGUAAAAAUGAGAACGAGACUGUAUAUGACGAAGUUAAAAUGAAUAAAGAAGGUAAAGUUGUGGAUGAUGCUGAAGUGGAGAAGCAGAAUGAAAGUGUUCAGAAAACUCCUGACACAAAGGGACUUCUGCCAGACAAGGAGGCAGAAAGAUGUCGCCGCUAUCAGCAGCUGUGUUGCUGCUUUGGGACUCUGUGUGUCAUUUUGGUGCUGAGUGUCAUUGGAGUCUGUGUUUAUUCCUUAACAAACAUCACCAUGCUGACUGCAGAGAACCACAACCUGACGUCUCUUAACGAGAAACUGAAGGAACAAAGGAAAAACCUCACAGAAAUAAUAGAAACCUGGAAUGAGCUCAAUGUCAGUCGAGCUCAGUGGAGCAUUGAUCAAUACUGUCCUAAAAAGAAUGGUGGGAGAAGUUGCACUUCUUGCCAGGAUGGCUGGAAGGACCACAUGUCCAGCUGUUAUGCAUAUGUUGACUAUAAACCCCCUAAUCAGAGAACCUGGGAAGAAGCACGAGACGACUGCAGAAGAAAAAAUUCAGAUCUCACAGUUAUGUCUAAUCAGGAUGAAAAGGUAAUUGAAGAACUGUGA
This is a messenger RNA of Poecilia reticulata (guppy), 696 nucleotides long. Lineage: Eukaryota; Metazoa; Chordata; Actinopteri; Cyprinodontiformes; Poeciliidae. The record is from RefSeq and is a predicted model, not a curated record.